This is a messenger RNA of Volvox carteri f. nagariensis, 1356 nucleotides long. RefSeq lists its product as uncharacterized. The record is from RefSeq and is a predicted model, not a curated record. The coding region runs from base 1 to 1356 and encodes 451 amino acids. The transcript has 11 exons. NCBI's taxonomy places the organism in Eukaryota, Viridiplantae, Chlorophyta, Chlorophyceae, Chlamydomonadales, Volvocaceae. Gene Ontology annotation, molecular function: catalytic activity.
AUGCACAGCACCUGCAGAGACCUUUUCAACAACCGCCAGCAACGUGGCGAUGCCGUACAUGAAGCGCCAUUCCAUGUACCAGGCCACAAGUACGACCUGACGGAGAUCUCCGGCCUUGAUUAUUUGUCCUCACCUAGCGGUGUCAUCAUGGAGGCGCAGCAGCUGGCGGCUGAGGCCUUCGGAGCGGACCGCACGUGGUUCCUAGUCAACGGUUGUUGUGAGCCGUACUGGUUGCAGCCCGAAGUGGAUCCAGUGUUUGGAGUGGCGCACUGUGUGACCCAUGGGUCGGUUCGAGAGGCGUUGCGCGUCGCCACCGCCGGCGAUAAUGGCGACGACGAUCUCGACGACGAAGAGGCAGCAGCUGCCAUGGCGGCGCAGGGACGACGACGACAACGACGACGUGGGCGCGGUCGGCUGGUCGCGGGUGUCCUGAUCGUGUCACCUACUUACUUUGGGUCAGUGGCUGACGUGGAGGGUGACUGUGGAGCGGAUCUCGUCAUCCAGUCCACCCACAAGGUGCUUGGAGCCAUGACGCAGGCGGCCAUGUUACACGGCGCCGGGCCCCGUGUGUGCCCCACCCGCGUCAGCCGGGCGCUGCAGACCCUGCAGUCCUCGUCGCCCUCCUACCUGCUCAUGGCGUCCUUGGACGCGGCCCGGGCACAGGCAGCGGCUGGGCGGGGGGUAGCCUUCGACGAGCCGUGCGCGGCGGCGCAGGUCAUCCGCGCCGCCGUGUCACGUUGCAAGCGCAUACGACUGCUGGACGAGCGUACGGCAGGGUCGCGGGCGUCCGUACGCUACUUUGACCCGCUGCGCCUGACGCUGUUAGUGACGGGGUUGGAGCUACAGGGAGGCGGUUUCGGAGCGGCGGAGUGGCUGGAGACGCAACAUGGCGUGGUUCCGGAGCUCGCCACCGCCAAGACUGUCGUACUCGCACUUGGACCUGGUACGACACUGGCACACGCAGACGCCGCCGCUGCCGCACUCCUGGAACUAGAUGAAUGGACACAGAAGGUGGCGGCCGAGGAGGCGGAGGAGGAGGCGGAGUCGUCAGUGACCACCAGUAAGAAGAAGAAUGACGCUGCGGACUCGACGCUGGAGGUGGAGGUGGAGGUUGCGUUGACGCCCCGGGAGGCGUUUUUCGCGGCCAGCGAAAGCCUUACCGCCGCCGAGGCAGUGGGCCGGAUCAGCGCGGAGCUGCUGUGCCCCUACCCCCCCGGCGUGCCGGUACUGUUCCCCGGCGAGCGGAUCACGGAUUUGGCCCUGGAGGUCCUCAGUUCGACCCUGGCUGGGGGCGGUGCGGUGACGGGCGCUCGAGACGGCACGUUGGAGACGAUUCAGGUUGUGGUGGUGGCGUAG